This is a messenger RNA of Pararge aegeria (speckled wood butterfly), 2648 nucleotides long. RefSeq names its product CTD nuclear envelope phosphatase 1 homolog (gene Dd). Gene Ontology annotation, molecular function: protein serine/threonine phosphatase activity. Lineage: Eukaryota; Metazoa; Arthropoda; Insecta; Lepidoptera; Nymphalidae. Bases 129 to 860 code for a protein of 243 amino acids. The transcript has 7 exons. The record is from RefSeq and is a predicted model, not a curated record.
GUUAGAUGUUUCGGCACUCGGUUUCGUUGAAUUUGCUUUGAAUUACGCCGUCAAUGAUCUCGUUCGGUCCUUUAUUGUUUAACAGUCACGGUACCUGUAUAUUAGUAAUCGUUUCAUAAACAUUUCAAAUGCUGAAACAAUUGCAAAUGGGCCUUCGCGCGUUCAUGCUAAUCGCUUCCAAAGUAUGGAGUUGUUUUUGUUAUAUGUUUAGAAAGCAAUAUCGAGCGUUGGCUCAAUACCAGUCCGUCAAAUAUGAAAUUUAUCCACUUUCCCCGGUUUCUCGACACAGGCUGAGUUUAGUCAAAAGAAAAAUGUUAGUCCUAGACUUGGAUGAGACACUCAUACACUCGCACCACGAUGCGAUGCUGCGGCCGACAGUGAAGCCGGGCACGCCACCGGACUUCGUGCUUAAGGUCACCAUAGACAAACACCCCGUCAGAUUCCUCGUGCACAAACGGCCGCACGUCGAUUACUUCUUGGACAUAGUAUCGCAGUGGUAUGAGUUAGUAGUGUUUACAGCGUCGAUGGAGAUAUACGGCGCGGCCGUCGCCGAUAAACUAGACAACGGCCGAGGGAUUCUGCGGAGGCGGUUUUACAGACAGCACUGCACAGCGGAGCACGGCUCCUACACAAAGAACCUGUCGUCGAUAUGCGACGACCUCAACAGGGUGUUCAUCCUGGACAAUUCGCCCGGCGCCUACCGGGACUUCCCAGAUAACGCGAUACCCAUAAAAUCGUGGUUCUCGGACCCGCUGGACGUGGCCCUGCUCAACCUGCUGCCAGUGCUAGACGCGUUGCGCUUCACGCACGACGUACGCUCCGUGCUGUCGCGCAACCUACACCUGCAUCGCCUCUGGUAGCGACCCAUGAAUACCGGCUUUUGUACAAAUUGAAAGGAGGCAGUAGCGCUUCCGGAUCCUAUUUAUUAUUAUUUUUUCACUCGUUAGGACCUUCAGCGCUUCUAUUCAAAUAUACAUAUAGAUUUAAUAUAGUUAAAAAAUGUUUUUUUUUAAGUUUUGUUUUUAAAUAAACAGUGAUUAGUGUAUAAAUAAUAAUAAUAAUUAAUAUACUUAGGCAGUAUAUUAAGUCACCUACGUAUGUAGGGUUGAGGGGUCGUUUUUGAAACACCCCGUUAAUAUCUAUGGACUUUGUAUGCGUGAGUCUCUUUCGCGCGUACGCGUUGAAGGAGACAGCUGUUUUCUAUAUCAGGUUUUUUAAGUGUAGCGUAUAGACAUCCAAAGCACCAGUUCGACCUGAUCUCUCCGUGACUAAAAUUAGUUCCUAUAACCAGUCCUUCUUAAUUUGAUAGAUAAUGCCCCCUAAUAGGCAGUUGGUGGUAUUUAAUUAGAGGGAAAAUAGGGGACACUGAGACAUAACAGAAAUCCAAAAAAAAUGGUUAUUUUAUUUUCUAUAUUUCUUACUACAAUUUGUUAGCAUAAUUUUACUAGAAAAACGAUGCUUUAAUAAUUUAGUUGUUACAUAUUAGUCGUGUACGUAAAUUAAAUAAUUCAAUCUAGAUUUUAAGGUGAUAAAAUUAUGUAAUAUGACGAUGUGCAUAAAUAACAUACACCUUAGAAAAAUUCUACACAAAUAAAGGGAAUCAUAUACAACGUUAAGUAAUUACGAGUUUUUUUUUUCGGUAACUAAGGUCACUCAGCCCUAUUUUCUAACUUAACUUGUUUUUUUUUACGGCGGCGGCUUUUAAAAUUUUACGGCGUCAGUUGUUAUUCUUAAAUCAAACUAAAUUGCAUUUUGUGAGCGACGUAUUACACUAUUUAAUCGUCGUUUACAAAUUCAUAUUUAGCAUUUCUGUGUUAUGGAGAGACCAGGUUUCAAGUGUUCAAAUUUCAAAUGUUGUUUGAAAUUAAUUAGUCAAUACUAAUAUUAUAAGUAAAUAAUAUUACCUAACUAAAUCUUCUAGAGGAACUGUUUGUUUUUAAUAAAUAAAAAUGCAAUACUUUUUAAAGAAACCCCACCCCACCUUAAAAUAUUAAGCUCAAAAUGCGUAUAAUAUCAUUAGAAUUAAAUGAAUUUUACUUCAUUUUUUCGAAUGAUAAUAGUACGUAAAUUGUUCUACAUACUGCCUAUUAAAGGGUACGACUAUGAAUUUUUAUAUUGACCAUUUUGCUUAAUGGUUUAGUAAAAAAAUUGUAGUACCAGACAUUUUUUCGUUAGAAAUCUGUUCUUAAGCCUAGCAUAUCAUAAAGUUAAGUGACAACAGAGUGGUCCUGUAACUCCUUUGCCCCACUUACGCCACUGCACACGUCAAUCUUGAAUAUUAUUAUCAUUUUUACUUUGAUACUGACGUCUUGAUGUAAUCGAGUAGCCUCCGAACAUUCACAUUAUUUUCUAUGAAAUAAAUUCCUUCACUCCACAGGUGAAUAGUAAAUUCGAUCAUUUAAUAUAUUAUCAUACUGAAUGAUAAAUCCGGCUCGAAGGACCAAAAAUGUAUGGCAGAGUACAGUGUAUGGUAAUGAUUGCAAUGCAUGCCUAAUGCAUGUUAAUGUAUGUUUCAAAGCAAAAAUUGCAAGACAUCAAAUACUUCAAUGAUGUUAAACAAACUCUCAAUAACUUCAGCAUAAACAUUAAGAAGUUUGAUACGAAAAGCGUUCUUAUGUAUAUUUAUGUAAAUCUAAUGCAUCCAGCAU